AUGGUGACUGACUCACCUGAUGAAUUUACCCUCUUCGCAAACGCGCUGAGGACGCUCAAAUCUAACGAUGUCAGGCCUCUUGACCCUGAUCAAGGGCCAGCCGUAGUGUGGAAACAAGUUUGUGACCUCAAAUUGCAGGAUCAGGCUAUCGAGCUGAACCCCGAUCAGAUCGAUUCAUGGAAACUUGAACGUAACACCUGGCAGCUCGUACAAAUGCUAUAUACCGAGAGAACCUCACCACUCGAUCUCAGCACGUCUAAAUCACUCAAGAACCCUUAUCUACCACCUCUGGACGUCGUCAAUGCCUUUUUACCCAAAUCUCGGGAUCUCUUAGAGCUUUCCACAAUAAGGGAUUGGCUUUAUACCUGUCCUGGUCCUACUCACGCUACCGAGAUCCGCAGAGGCUAUUGGCCCUACACAAAGGCCGCUCUGAAACACGCCUCACAAAAAAACCAGCCGAUCUCCCAACUUUCACCUCAGAAUAAGCUUGUUCAUGAACUAGACCCUGACGCACCCCUCAGACCGCUCCGUGAAGUGCCAGGUCAAAUAGGCCAAAACUCUAGGAUAUCGGAUCAGAUGAUGUCGAAUAACGCGCAACUCGGUCGGUUAGACCAGUUCGAUGAGGAAUAUGAUCGAGCAAUGUUAAGAACUCUUUAUGAAUACGUCCGAGCUGGUGAAAUCGGACUUGCGCUUGAUUUCUGUCGACAGUGCGAUCAUCCAUGGCGUGCAGCUAGUCUAUCGGGCGGUAGAUUAUUUCAGGAUCCUUCUUUGAGCGAAGGGGACGGUUAUGGCUCUUUGGCGGUUGAUCCUUUCAAUGAUUCGGAGUCAGUGAAUGAAAACUCUCUAGAGCCUUCUGCACCGUCUUACGGGAAAAUGAAUCGGGCCGGCUGUUUGAACCGGAAAUUGUGGAAAUCAAUAUGUCUACAGAUCUCUUUGAAUCAGUCAUUGAGCACCUACGAACAAGCGCUUUAUGGUGCGCUAUCCGGUCAAAUUAGCUCUGUAUUACCAGUAUGCUAUAGCUGGGAAGAUCAUAUCUGGUGUUACAUCAACUCCAUAUUUGAAAUUCAGGUCGACCGAAUCUUAGAAUCGACACAGAUGGGAUAUUAUUGGUCGCAUGGAAAACUUCCAACCCUCAAAAACAAAUCUCGCGCACAGCUUGAGGAAGCUGAUUCAGUGUUCCAAGACGACUAUGAUGCAGAUCCGGAGGAUGCCAAUUUGGACAAGUUUUCGGAUGGCUAUAACUUGGGAGAAGAGAGUAUCAAAGCCGCUAUGAAUAAGGCAUUCGAUAGAGUUCUGAGAAGUGAAAACGCUGCCUUGGCCGAAAGUGCUCGGAAUCCGUUCCAUGUUGCGCAGAUGUGGUUGGCAAUCGACAAAAUCAACGACCUAUUCACGACGUUCCAUAAUCAGCUCAAGUCUGCUAGCGAGGAAUUCACUACAGAGAAUCUGUCACAUCUCAUCAGAUUCUUUGCACAUUUGAUCCUUUUCUUGAAAUCGAUUGACCAGAAAGUGGACAACGAGGCUUCUAAUGCUAUCAUCAGGUCUUAUGUCCAAGUACUAGAGAUAGAAAAGAAACACGACCUGAUCGCAUUCUACGUUGCUGAACUGCAACAAGAAUCAGGAGUAGAAACAUACGCCAAGUACUUGAUUUCUCUUGGUCCCUCGGCUGAUCGCCAGACUCGCCAGACCGCCCUACUCCGAGCCAUGGAACACGGUCUAGAUCUAUCACGGGUCGCCUGUACCGCAGUCACUUUGACAUUGAAAGAUAUAAACGAGGCAAAACUGCAACCGAAUAGGCAACAUGGACUGAAUUGGUACAACAACGAACUGACCGAUAAACAAACAGAACUGAUUCGUUCAUUGGAAUGGCUUACCAUCGAUCGAGUCACCUAUUUUGAUGCUUUGGUGCAAGCUAAUUCAUUGAUCCGAUAUUUUCUGGCCAGCGGCCAUCCAAACGCAGCACGGCAGGUUCUUGUUUCCCUUCCGCCCGAUCUGUUAGGUUUUGUGGCGAAUGAGAAGGAUCCUGAUGAUGGCGGACGUGAAUCGAAGGAUGUCCAUGGGUUAAUGAAUGGAGCUUCUACUGAAAUAUUAGAAUUCACGCAGUAUCAAGAUUUCUUUCAUUGUUUGGAGCUUCACGUGGAGGCAAACGAGGUGUUAAGUCAUCAACCAGUCAAAGGGUGUUCAGCGACUGAGCUUCAAGAGUAUAAAGACGUAUUUGAAGGUUUGUGUACGCAGUUACAUACGAGCAUUGUGAAUCUAUUAAAGUCAGAAUGGCUUCAGGAUCUCAAACUAGAUCCAAAUCAGAUGCCACGCCCAGAUGACGGAUUGUUAAAGCGAGUGAGUGAGUUAGAACGGAUUCGGAAAAUUUAUAUUCCAGAAUUGGUCUUCAGGUUACAUGGCGUACUGGUGGACUCAAGUAAUUUUAUUGUCCAAAACUUGAGACGCACACUCGAUCUCGCCGCCGUCGUUGCUGAUGAGGGUUUCAAGAAUUAUAUCGAGUUCUUACCUGAUCAACAUGAGAUCGAAGAGUCAGGUUCAGGAAAUGAAGGAGGAGCUCAGAAGAUGAAGGAGUAUCUCAAAGAGAUCCGACUGGUGACUUUGUUGGUGUUAAAAGUUUCUCAUGGCACGGAUCCAUUCAAAGUUCGCGGGAUUGAUAAUGGACGAUGA
Molecule: messenger RNA, 2664 nt
Organism: Melampsora larici-populina 98AG31
Lineage: Eukaryota; Fungi; Basidiomycota; Pucciniomycetes; Pucciniales; Melampsoraceae
Exons: 10
Coding region: 1-2664 (887 amino acids)
Biological process (GO): protein import into nucleus; post-transcriptional tethering of RNA polymerase II gene DNA at nuclear periphery; regulation of DNA-templated transcription
Cellular component (GO): nuclear pore; nuclear pore outer ring
Molecular function (GO): structural constituent of nuclear pore
Source: RefSeq, a predicted model, not a curated record